GAGACUGUACGGCAGGGCCUGUGAGCGGGUGCGCGGGGUACGUGCGGGUGCGCGCGGUUGGGAGGGGGAGCGGUGGACCUACGGACUGUCGCGCCCGCUGGGUCUUCAGGAAGUAGGGUGGCGCGGCGGGGAAAGGCCUCUUCCGCUCUAGUGUACAGAGCCCAAUGUGGAGGUCGCGGGGCGCCACGCCUCGGCUGACCGCCGGCUGAUUCAUUGGGCUUUCCGUGGGCGCUUUCUCUUCCUCGCGGUCGGUCGCCUGAGGGUCUCACUUCGGUCCAGCACCUGUUGCGGGGGGCAAGACAGCCAUUUCAGGGCCUGGGUCCCCGCUGGGUUUCUCUGAGUUGAAGCGGAGGUGGAAGGAAACACGGUGUUUAUCCUCCCCAGUGGUCUGGAUGAGGGGAACUCAGCCCUGAUGGGAAACGCCGCUCUUUGAAAUCUCCAUUCCAAAUGUGUACUUGGUGACUUUCUUCCCAGAUGCUGAGGUGCCUGGAUCCCUGGCGCAGGCCUUUACUGAGCUGCAGUUGGAGUAGGCUGUGCCUUGUGAAGCAGUAUUUGUUUACAAUGAAGUUGCAGUCUCCAGAAUUCCAGUCACUUUUCACAGAAGGAUUGAAGACUCUGACAGAAUUAUUUGUCAAAGAAAAUCAUGAACUGCGAAUAGCAGGAGGAGCAGUGAGGGAUUUAUUAAGUGGAGUAAAGCCUCAGGAUGUGGAUUUUGCCACCACUGCCACCCCCGUGCAGAUGAAGGAGCUCUUCCAGUCGGUUGGCAUCCGUAUGAUUAACAAUAAAGGAGAAAAGCACGGAACGAUUACUGCCAGGCUUCAUGAAGAAAAUUUUGAAAUUACUACACUACGGGUUGAUGUUGCCACCGAUGGAAGACACGCUGAGGUUGAAUUCACAACUGACUGGCAGAAAGACGCUGAGCGCAGAGAUCUAACUAUAAAUUCUAUGUUUUUAGGUUUUGAUGGUACUUUAUUUGACUACUUUAAUGGUUAUGAAGAUUUAAAAAAUAAGAAAGUUAGAUUUGUUGGACAAGCUAAACAGAGGAUACAAGAAGAUUAUCUUCGAAUUUUAAGAUAUUUCAGGUUUUAUGGGAAAAUUGUAGAUAAACCUGGUGACCAUGAUCCUGAGACUUUGGAAGCAAUUGCAGAAAAUGCAAAAGGCUUGGCUGGAAUAUCAGGCGAGAGGAUUUGGGUGGAACUGAAAAAAAUUCUUACUGGUAACCACGUAAAUCAUUUGAUUCACCUCAUGUAUGAUCUUGAUGUGGCUCCUUACAUAGGAUUACCUGCCAAUGCAAGUUUAGAAGAAUUUAACAAAGUCAGUAAAAAUGUUGAAGGUUUUUCACCAAAGCCAAUGACUCUCUUAACCUCAUUAUUCAGAGUACAGGAUGAUGUCACAAAAUUGGAUCUGAGGUUGAAGAUUUCAAAAGAAGAGAAGAAUCUUGGUUUAUUUAUAGUUAAAAACAGGAAGGAUUUAAUUAAAGCAAAAGACAGUUCAGAACCACUGAAACCCUAUCAAGACUUUAUCAUAGAUUGUAGAGAAUCUGAUGCAACUGCUCGUGUAUGUGAGCUCCUCAAGUACCAAGGAGAGCACUGUCUUCUGAAGGAGAUGCAGCAAUGGUCCAUUCCUCCAUUUCCUGUAAGUGGCCAUGACAUCAGAAAAGUGGGCAUUUCUUCCGGAAAAGAAAUUGGGGCUCUCUUACAACAGUUGAGAGAACAGUGGAAGAAAAGUGGUUACCAAAUGGAAAAAGAUGAACUUUUAAGUUACAUAAAGAAGACGUAAAAUUGAUGAGAACUGGCCACUAAAAAGUAGAAAAUGUUUGGUAAGCUUAGUUUUUUUGCCCCCUCCUUAGUGACAAUUAAGAGAUUUGAAUAUGUAGCAAAAACAAAAAAACAAACCAAAAAACCAGCUUCGAGGAUCUAUUCAGAAGAAUAAAUGUCUUAUUUUAUGAAAUAAAUUAUAUUUCGGGCACUAAAGUCUACCUCCUCUUAGUCUGAUUUAUAUCACUGAACCUUGUAAUUCUUUACAAAUAGUUACUACUGAGAAAAGUACAGUUGGCUUCUCCUGUCUGUCCAGGCUUUUUUAAAAAAUUAAGACUUUAAAUUUGGUUUUUUGUUUUUGCAUAGGGCAGUACUAAGACUGAUCCUAAGAAGAAAAAAAUGCUUAAUAUUUGCAAUUGAAAUAACUUGGUUAACUUUAUAUAAUGAUUGUGUAAUGAUAGGUGUCAGCUUAUCUAAUCUCCAGAACAAACAUUUGCCUGCAAAGAAAAUAACAAAUUUGCAUAAAAUACCAUUUGUAAAAUAUGAAGAUCAGCUGUGUCCCAGGUGGCUGUCAUUCCUACAUUCAGGACUUGUUCAGGAAAGCUGGAUUUUAGUUUGUUGUUGAUACUUUUUUCUCCAUCACAAUGAUUUUCUUUUUUCCUGCUAAGCCUGGGAGCCUGUUAUUUUAAUAAACAUUUCCUUUGGAACUGUAAGAUAAAGGUGGUAUCUGACACUAUAUAUCAGGUGCCAGACAUAGUAAUAGUACUCUUGUCACUUUAAGAAAAAGCUUAUGGCCUACAUUUGCUCUUUAAAGAUUUGAGCCCAUCUGCUGUCAGUGGGUGAAGAGGUGUAUGGCAAGUAUGGUCUAUUUCAGCUGCUAUAUUCUCAUAUUUUAUAAUCGAUUUUCCUUUCUCCGUAGCCAGUCACAGCAUCUUUGUGCGCUGUGGGCAAAAAGUGGUUUUGCAAAGCAUAUUUCUGUUAAAGCCCAGAUAAGAGGAAGUAUGAAAAAAGUGUGAGGUUAUGUUGCAAGAAAGGGAGCCUCAGAAACGACUAUACACAGAUCAGUAAUAUAUUUUGAGGAGUUCCCGUGGUGGCUCAGUGGUUAACGAAUCCGACUAGGAACCAUGAGGUUGCAGGUUCUAUCCCUGGCCUUGCUCAGCGGGUUACGGAUCCAGUGUUGCCAUGAGCUGUGGUGUAGGUUGCAGACGUGGCUCGGAUCCCGAGUUGCUGUGGCUCUGGCAUAGGCCGGAGGCUACAGCUCCGAUUUGACCUCUAGCCUGGGAACCUCCAUAUGCUGCAGGAGCAGCCCUAGAAAAGACAAAAAAAAAGAUAAUAUAUAUAUAUACACACACACACACACACACACACACAUAUUUUGAAAUACACAAAUAUUUUAGUACUAUUAAGAUAUAUAUUUGAACCCAGCAUUGUUGAAUCCCUACUAGUAUAUAUAGACGUAUGUACAUUCAGCUCUUUCAGCAGUCAGGUUUUGUUUAUGUAUUAAAAUAGUAUUAGAUGCAUGUUUUUAUUUACCAGAAAAUUUUAUUUGCAAGUGUCAGUAAAUAAUAUAGAACAUUCUGAGAUAGCACUCUUCAGGGGACAAGUGUAAAAGCAAUGGUCCUUCACUACACCCGGUUUAGAUAUGUGAAAAUAUGUGCCAUGCUACUGCAAAGAACUCCCUGGAAUCCCUUUAGAGGAAGUUUUAGUUCAGUGUAAGACCAUAUGAACAAAUAGUAAAGCCAUAAAGAAACCAAGAUUAUUAUUAGUUGUAAUAAGUAAAGGUUAGAAAGAAAUUACCGUCUGGGGCAUAGCAAGUGUGGCUAGGGUAUAUGCUAAACAAUGGACAGUGUUCUUGAGUUGCUUUUCAUUUACUCCCUUUACAUAAAUAUGCAACAUGAUACAAAAUUGAGGUUUCCAAUCUAGGCAAUCAGAACCAUUGCAUGUUUGGAAAAAGACAAAAUAUUGAUAAAUUAAAACAUAAACUUAACAGUUCAUUUUUGGCUGCAUACACGUACCUGAUUAGCUGAACUUUUCUCAGUGAAUUAGGUAAAGCAGUGAAUGACAUCCACAUCACACAAAUGUGAAAUGAGCCCAUAAACCCUUGAAUGUUUAAGCAAAGAGGUAGGUGGCAAAUCAAUCCGCCUGGAACUUUAUCUUAAAAACUAUUUCUUACACCUAAAUUAUCUGCUUAUGAGUAGAUAUUUUACAUUAUUUAAGCAAAGAACAUGUUUUAUUUUUGCUCUUAAAAUGUACUUAGAGUUUCUUCAAUUUACACUGAACAAAACAGCCUAUAAAAUAAAUUAUACAUCCAGGUGUAUGAAGGGGACAUGUCCUAGCAUCUGUGCUCCAUAGUAGUUUAUAUUCCAAUUACACUUUGGGACAAUAACCAAACAAAUAGUGAACAAAUACACAAAAUGCUAUUUUUCACUAACAAACAUGUUAGGAACUGAAAAUUUUAUUUUGGGGCUCAAACCGAAUAUUAUAACUCUUUUAAUAUUUUCAAAAUUUACAAAUCAGUAUCUCGGGAACUAAAGAAAAUCAAAAUGAACAAAGCCCUUUUAAAAUAAUGUACAUUGCCUUGCCUCUUUCAAAAAGGAAUAGGUACCUGUGCUUGGCACCCCUUGCUUUUGGAACUUCCGCUGUUUGGAGCACUGAUCCAAACUUUGUUCCAGGUGUCAGGAUCAAAUGAUAAACCCCUUCUUACUACUGGUGACAUGCUACCAGGCAUAUCAGACACCACAGGAUAAUGGCACCAAGCUACUAAAGUAGACAUUCCUAAAAACCAAGUAUUCUAGACUGUUUCUCAUCCUCUUCAAUAGUAUAUUUUAGUUUAAAUCUUCAAAUACUGUUUGACUAAGAAACUGCAACCUUCCAAGUAAUGUUGCCUUUUACUUAGGUAUGCAUCAAAAGCAGUAAUAUCCAAAGCAGAUCUGAUGUUAGAAUAUCCAUUUGUUAAAUAACUAUCUCUAGCAUAUUUGUUUAUAAGCAGAGUAUUACUUUGUCUGGGCUUAUGUCAUCUUCAGUGUCUGGGAUUGUGGGCAACAGAGCAGAUCGAGUCAAACCCCAGAAUUUUUGAGGUGACAUGUCUUUCUUGGUGGCUGUAAACUUCCAUCCAAUAUGGCUCGCACAGAUCUUACACUGAGCAAUGGUCCAAGCAUACCUACAAAGUUAAGGAAAGGCAUCAGGUAAGGAAAUACAUCCUGUAUUCCAGCCUAUCAGCAUAUAAACCUGUUAGGAAGACAAAGCUUAUAGCUAAAUUCUAAAGGUGGGAGAGUAGAAAUACUCUGAGCUUUGAUUUGUACAGUCCCUUGAUCUGUACAAUUCCACGAAACAAACCUCACAAAAAGAUUUUCUAAUGUGUGUGGUUCUUCAUGGUAAUGGCUCCAGUCUUUAUAAAUAAAAGUAACUUGAUUGUGCUGUUAAGCUAUGCUUGAAUUUUUCUUCAAUGCCAAGAAAGAAAAAAAGAAUCUUAUUAAUAUGGAUUUCUUUAUACAGACUGCUGAUCGUGGAAACUACAUUCUAAAUUGCACCUGUGUUUUCUUUGUUGUUUUGUAUUCCAGUUAAAAAACAGCAACCACCUGUAGAAAUAUACAUUUCUGUGUGAGGUAAAACUAGGGGGGAGACAAGUGUAUUUCUCAUAUAAAAUUUAAGGACUGCUCUUCUAAAAUAAGAAUGAUUUUGCUAGAUAAUUUUAAGAAAAAUACAAGCCAUGGCAUUACAGAGGAAAAAAACCAAAACCCCAAACCAUGUAAUUGCAACCAUUUCCUUACUUUUCCCCUUGAUAUAGCCCACAUUUAAUAUUUAUACUAACAAGUUAAUUUUGGUUUUAGUCCUUAAGGGUAUCAAAUAGGACUGGACAGUCCAAGUGAUAUGGUUCUAGGUCCAGAAUAGCAAGUAUAAUCACUAAUCCUGACUUGGCUUGCUUCUUUCACAAUAAAAAGGCUGAGCCAGUAUUUGGACUCAUAAAAAGGUUCCUGCAAAUAUGGCUGAAGGAAUCUAACAAGUUCUCAGGUGGUAUAGUGUUGGUCAUAUUUCAAAGGCCACUGGGCUAAAGCAAAAAAAAAAAAAAAAAAA
This is a messenger RNA of Sus scrofa (pig), 5831 nucleotides long. RefSeq names its product tRNA nucleotidyl transferase 1 (gene TRNT1). The record is from RefSeq and is a predicted model, not a curated record. Gene Ontology annotation, molecular function: tRNA binding; nucleotidyltransferase activity. Lineage: Eukaryota; Metazoa; Chordata; Mammalia; Artiodactyla; Suidae. Gene Ontology annotation, biological process: mitochondrial tRNA 3'-end processing; tRNA 3'-terminal CCA addition. Gene Ontology annotation, cellular component: mitochondrion.